UGCGCUCGUGUGAGAACCAAAACACAUGUGUUGAAGAGUUUUCCUGCACCUAGAAAGUGCUGCGUUUGGUCCCAAUUUCUUCGUGAAGUUGGCGGCAACGUGGAAAUGGACGAAGCACUUGUGCGAGCCAAAAUUCCUCAGGAUCUGGUGAAGGUUCUCGGUGUAAAGCCCCGGACCCAAUCUAAAGCCGAGGCCUUCACCAGGUCGUUCCUGAGGAACAGCCUUCAGCCCAACUCGCGACUUGAUCCGAGGAGCGUGCUGAGUCACAAGGCCGUGCUUCUGGACUACGCCAGGCCCAAGAAGGACAAGAGGAAGAGCAAGAAAGCCAAAGGACUGAACGCUCGGCAGAAGAGGGCGAUGAAGAUCUUCCAGAUCAAGCCGGAGCACCAGAGAUACGAGCUUUUCCUGCCUCUGCAUGAACUCUGGAGACAGUACGUCAUGGACCUGUGCAACGGAUUGAAACCAACAUGCAGUCCACAGUUCGUGCAACAGAAGCUUCUGAAGGCAGACUUCCACGGUGCCAUCAUCACAGUGGUCCGCUCUAAAUGCCCAUCAUAUGUCGGCGCCACAGGGAUUCUCGUCCAAGAGUUCAAACACAUCUUCAAAAUCAUCACCAAAGAAGACAAGCUGAAAGUGAUCCCCAAGAGGAACAGCGUGUUCGCGGUGGAGAUCAACGGCUUCGUCUCGCACAUCUACGGGAACCGGUUUGAGCAGCGAGCCAGCGAGCGCUCGGCCAAGAAGUUCAAAGUGAGAGGAACCAUCGACUUGUGAGGCGCCAACCACGGGGACGCCGGAAGGACGCAGAGAGACGGAGAGAGAACCGCCACGGCAGCGACCGACACGUAGCAGAUGCAUUGAGGCCAUUUACUGGCGUGUGUGUGUGUAUAAAUAUAUACAUAUAUAUCAUUCAGUUUUUGGUUCGGUUUACACUAAACUGAAUAUGGACCUCUUUCACAAAUUGGUGUCACUUUAUAUGAAAGGCGAUCUUCACCACGGCACUGUGUUUACUUGUCACGGGGCGUUCUAAUCAUCCAGUGAUGGUUGUAUAGUGCUCUCUGUGUCCAGAGGUUUGUCGAGUCUGAGAACCAAAAUUGGCAACUCGGUUGUACAGUUGUGUUUCAGAGACACUUUAACCAGCCAGCAGGCGAGUUUAAUUGUGGCUACUGGUCACAUUUAUUUAUUGUGUUUAGUAUUUUUAUCUAAUGUUCCUGAAAUUAAAUGCAUACUUUUUGGAUCAUUUAAUAUUUUCUCGUGGUGGGAAAAAAACCCAAUGAAAAGCAGACGUGAUAAAUUGGUUUUAAUUUGUUACGUUUGAA
This is a messenger RNA of Pseudoliparis swirei, 1316 nucleotides long. Its product is annotated as ribonuclease P protein subunit p29-like. Gene Ontology annotation, cellular component: ribonuclease P complex; ribonuclease MRP complex. The record is from RefSeq and is a predicted model, not a curated record. The transcript is spliced from 7 exons. Gene Ontology annotation, molecular function: ribonuclease P RNA binding. Lineage: Eukaryota; Metazoa; Chordata; Actinopteri; Perciformes; Liparidae. Gene Ontology annotation, biological process: tRNA 5'-leader removal; rRNA processing. Bases 106 to 771 code for a protein of 221 amino acids.